Molecule: messenger RNA, 3087 nt
Organism: Rotaria socialis
Lineage: Eukaryota; Metazoa; Rotifera; Eurotatoria; Philodinida; Philodinidae
Source: the annotation of a GenBank genome assembly
AUGAUUUCAAACGAUGUUAGUACUUCUUCGUCUUCUAUUCAGUUAUUCGCAAAUUUCGAUUCUGGCAAUAUGCUUCGAUAUGAACGUGUGAUGUCAUCAAUGGUUUCCUCUCAAGCACCAACGAAUUCAAUUGAACCAGACUCGAAUAAUAAUAAUAUUAAUAAUAAUAAUAAUGCGGGAGCAGAUAAUGGAUUAAAUUCUAUGAGUCAUCCAUUACCUAAACAUGAUGUUGAAUUUAAUGUUUGGACAAAACGUGAUUGCGAAGGAACAGCUAAAGUCAAUGGAAAUCGUUCAUGGUUUUAUUUCGGUGUUAGAGGUGGUCACGGUAAAUGCAUUCGUUUUAAUAUAAUGAAUUUAAACCGACAAGGUAAACUAUUUGAAAUGGGCAUGUUACCAGUUUUUCGAACUGUGCCUGGACAUGAAAAGUGGGCAAGAGUAUAUGUACGACCUUGUUGGGAAAUAGUCAACGAAGAUUUUAAAUUAUCAUUUAUUCAUCGCAUGCCAGAUUUGAAAAGUUCUAUAACAUAUUUUGCAUUUUGUUUUCCACAUUCGUAUGAAGAUAUGCAAUUAUUACUCAAUACAUAUGAUAAUUUAUAUCAUUCUCGAUUAGCUGAUUAUUACUUAGAACAUCCAUCGAUGCCAGUGAAUGGUGCAGAUAUUUACUAUCAUCGUGAAACAUUAUGCUAUUCAUGUGAUUCAAAUAGACUUGAUUUAAUAACGAUAACUUCUUAUAAAGGUAUAACAAAAGAACGUGAACAUCAUUUUGAUAAAAAAUUAUUUCCUGAUGUAUCAACCAUAACACAACGUCCACAUCAAUUUCGUAAUAAACGUAUUUUUUUCCUUUCCAGUCGAGUACAUCCCGGUGAAACACCAGCCGCAUUUGUGUUUCUUGGAUUUUUGGAUUUCAUUCUUAAAGCUGACGAUCCACGUGCUAGACUAUUACGUGAUUUAUAUAUUUUUAAACUUAUACCAAUUCUUAAUCCCGAUGGUGUACAACGUGGGCAUUAUCGUACAGAUCAAUUUGGAGUUAAUUUAAAUCGUAUGUAUCUUGAUCCUGAUUUUGAAAAGCAUCCAUCAAUUUAUGCAGCUAAAAGUUUAAUUGCCUAUCAUCAUGUCAAUAAUUGUAUAUCGCCAAGACUACCAAUAAGUGUUUAUGAUGUAUUUAAAGAUAUUCCACCACCGAUACCAUGCAUACCGAUCAUACAAAAUAAUGAACAAGUAAUAAAUGAUAAUCAAUAUCAAGGAAAAUCGACACCAAGACGAGCACAUUUUCAACAGGAAAUUCUUUAUGAAACAACGAUGACAAAUUCAACACAACUAAAUAAUAAUGCAUUUGAGAAUUUAUGUUUACAAGAACAAAUGAAUAAUGAUGAAAAUGGGCCAUUUUUUAUCGAACGCAGUGAAAAUGGUUUAAUUCCAACGGUUACAGCAGAAAUUGAUGAUUCAGAAAGUCAGCGUGGCUCGCCGUAUACUUUUCAUUUUAUCAAUGAAAAUCUAGAACUUCAUCGAGAUUUAUUCAUGGUUGAUGAUAAUGAUGAUGACGAUGAUGGAAAUCUCCGAAAUCAAAUGAAAGGUAACGAAGGUUCUGACGACGAUGAUGAUACCGUUCCAGCAGGCCAAAAUAAUGAAAAUGGAGCCAAUGAAGUUAAAUCGCCACAUCUAGCAAAUCCUGAUCUUCUUAAAAUAUCUCCUUACGAAAGUGGCAUUGCCUAUUAUAUAGAUUUACAUGGUCAUGCAUCCAAGAAAGGCUGUUUUAUUUAUGGUAAUCAUCUGCCAGAUGAUGAGCAACAUACUGAUAAUGUUCUGUUUCCAAAAUUGAUUUCACUUAAUUCUCCGCAUUUCGAUUUUGAAAAUUGUAAUUUUACAAUAAAAAAUAUGUAUAUGAAAGAUAAACGUGAAGGCUUAUCGAAAGAAGGCAGCGGUCGUGUUGCUCUUAAUAAACAUUUUGGUAUACUUCAUUCUUAUACACUUGAAUGUUCAUAUGCUGUUGGUAAAUCAUGUAAUUCGAUAGCACCCGCUGAAAAUGAAUCUCAUGGAGGUCGAAUAUCACCUGGAACACCAUUUUCAUUGCCACCGAAAUUCUCAAUUGAAAAUUAUCGUGAUGUUGGUAAGGCAUGUGCCUUAGCAGCUAUUGAUAUUUUACCGGGACGAAAUCCAUUUACACGUGUUAGUCAAUCAACAUUUAAAACUCUGCAUACAUUACGUGAUUUUCUUAAACAUCAAAUAAGACAACAACGCAAUCGUGUAGCAAAUUCUCGCAACAUUUCAUCAACAAUCCCACCACCACCAACAGCAACAAAUCGCGUUAAACAACAACAAUAUAUGGCAAGAGUGACGCAAACCUAUCGAACAAACAGCAAUCCAAAUAAUUUAUCGUCCGUUACACAGCAACAACAGCAACAACAGCAGCAACAACAAAUGACAUCUGCAUUUCCUACCAUAGCUAGUGCUCCACCAAGUACGGUGGCAUCUCGAAUGAUGUCAAACAGUCAACUACAACGUACAUCAAUAGCGAAUGCUAAUCAGCAACCAUCCUCACGUUUCAAAACAACUUAUGAUAGUCGCCGUUAUUCAAACGUUCAAACACCGUAUAAACGACCUGUACAACCUACAAUGAAUUCAAAUUCAAAAGUAGCACAAACAUUAUCUCGAAUUGAAGUAGCUCAAUCGCCAUCAGCUCGUCUUGUACUUCAACAGCAACUAUCAUCUCCUAGUCGUUUACAACAUAUACAACGUCAAUCAUCUUCAUCACCACAGUUCAUUACACAAGUUGGUUCAAUGCUUGACCCUUUAAUUGUUGGACGAAAUCGUCCAACACCAUUACCACCUCCAGCAGCUCGACAUGGCAUUCAUCGAAAUGCUGUCAGUCUUAAUGCUCUACCAAUAAAUCAACAAAAUGUAACAAUGGCGCGAGGACGUUCGCAAAAUUCUGCACAUAAAGGUUCGAUGUCAACUCGACCAGCUAAAGUACGACAACAUUCAUUGGCGCCAUUUGAUCUUCAUCAACAAGCUACAUCAUAUCAAUCCGCAGCAGUCAUAUAUCAGCAUCCGAUAAAUACUGAUCAGCCCCCAGUAUUUUUUGAGUGA